Molecule: messenger RNA, 1472 nt
Organism: Rhagoletis zephyria (snowberry fruit fly)
Lineage: Eukaryota; Metazoa; Arthropoda; Insecta; Diptera; Tephritidae
Source: RefSeq, a predicted model, not a curated record
AGUUACCCGAAAAGCGGCCACAACUCUUCACCGAACUUACACGCUAUGAGCCGGGAGAUAUGUUGCGCGCCAAUUGCAGUACCCCACCAUCGAGGCCACGAGCUGAGCUAAAAUUCACAAUAAAUAAUAUGGUGGUUGGCACUUCGGAAACACAAUACAUUCGCACUAUUGACAAUUUGAUGGCAUCUCGCAUCAGCUUAAAAUUACAACUGCAAGGCAUUCACUUCGUCAGCGGAAAUCCAUCAUUGCAGCAUAGCGGUGGCGGUUACAAUGGCGGCAGCGGCUUUGGAAGCGGUUACGGCAUGAACUCCGUGCAUGGGCAAGCUGCUGGCAGCAAUGGUGGGAGCAAUGUUGGCAGUUUGGUUUUGCGUUGUACAGCACAAAUUGGUGAUUUGUAUCAGGAGUAUAAGGAAAUUGAAUUGGGCACACCACAAAAGGAUCCAGUGCCAGCGAGAGUCACUCUCUCCUCCGGCUCUAGCAUGACCAAUUUUUUCAGCUCCUACUUUUCCUCCUCCUCCAGUCGCAGAUAUACACCACCAACAACAAUUGCAAUGCUACUGAUGGCAAUCGCUACCAUUACAGCUACAACAACAAUGCCGACAACACUAACCGCAACAACAAUGGCAAUGUUAGCUGCUGUUGUUAAAUUAUGCAUUGCAAUAUUUGCAUUCUUUAAUCAAAUGGCGGUGAGUGCGCACAAAUUGAGCGGCAAAUGUGCAGAGCAACAGCACCAACAAAAUAUAAACAGGCAACAGAGGAGGCAAAUACAACAAACACAACAUGAGCAGCAGCAAGCAUUGCAACUAAUACAAAAACAAAAAAUACGGCAGCAAAGUGAAAAUCUAUGUCACGGCGCAUGUAACGAAAGCUGGCAACAUCUGCUGCUGUUGCCCAGUCAAUUGCCGUUGUUGCAAAAUUAUGCGAGGCAACAACAAUGGAUACAUUCUGCUACUUCCUAUCGGUCGGUGAAGGCAACGGUGUUCACUCACAGAUAACUUAAAUCAAAUUAUAUGUGUUAAUUGAAUUAAACAAAACGAAAGUAAACAAAUUAAAUGAAAAAGUAAACUAACAUUUACGUAAGAAGGCGUAGAAGAUGAAGAAUUCGCAGCUUAAUUGAAGUAAAUAAAUAAAUAAAUAAAUAAAUAAAUAAAUAAAUAAAUGAGAAAAACUAGGCUAAUUAAUUAUAUUGUAUUUUUAUAGUAACUUUAAGUGGACGUUAUGUUUUACAUGUAAUUAUAACAAGACAGUGGCGCAGUAAAAAAAAGCGUGCGCAGCCACAACAACAAAUAUUGAUAAUUACAUUUAAUGCGAUUAUAAAUGAGCGCAACAGCUGUAAGCUAUCAAAAUUGAGCAAAGAAGGAAUUUGCAUGGCAAAAGGGGAGUGGUAGAAGGAUAUGCAUACACGCACCAGAAUAUGUUUCCGUACAGUGUUUUUUUUUGUUUUUUUAAUAUUUCCAAUGUUUUUCGUAAAA